UACAGUAGAUAUCACAUAGAGGAAAUACAAUUUUUUAAUGUAACAUUUCAGAAGAAUUGAUUGUAAAUCUAUCUUUACAUAGGUAACAAACAGUUUCAAAAACACUAGAUUUAUUUUAGUGGUUGUAGUUUGACAUAUAAUUAACAUUUAUGUGCUGUUUUUCUUCAGCUGGUACUGGGGCCUUAGACGACCCUCAAGGCAUUAUGAACAAUUCGAAAUCGCAAUCGCUCUCAGCACAAUAUCUUCGGGCUUCGGCUAGAACUAAUAAAAAAUGAAAAGCUUGUGAGGACACUGAGGUGAGGUGGAGGUGUGUGCUGACUCAUUUUGAAUCAAUCCGUCCAUUUUCUCUACUGCUUAUCGGGACUACGGUUGCAGGUGUGCCACAGCCUAUCGCCUGGGAGAGGCGGCGUAAACCCAAGUGGCUACCAGCCAAUCCCAGAAUGCAUAUAAACAAACAAACAAUCACAUCCGUGGACAAUGUAGAGUCUUCAAUUAAUCCAAUAUGCAUGUUUUUGCAAAAACUGACGACCUGAAAAAGGGGGGCCACCCACCAGUUUUGAUGUGGUCGGCUGGUUAAUGCUGAGCCAAGAAGAAGGGUGUGCACACUUAUGGAUCCACGUGAUCUCAGUUGUUUGUUUUCGACUUCCAAGAAGGGUGUGCGCACUUAUGCAUCCACGUAAUCUCAGUUGUUUGUUUUAACCCUCCACAUUUGAAAAGAUUAUUUUUAAAAAUUCAAUUGUAUUUGUAGCCUAUAGGUCAAAACUUUUGAAAUUAUUUAACUCGCCGUCAUUUAGAUCCUUUGUACAGGUGUGCGCAGGCUUUUUUUUGUCUCUGCCCUAAGUACAACCGAAGUCGAUCCAUGCAUGUAAAUAUAGUGCGACCGUUGUCAUGCGUUUAUUUGCACUGGCACUCCGGGGAAGAUGAUUAGCUGGAUGUGAGCGAGCCUUCCGCAUGAGCAGCUACACGGACGCGGGGAGCGACUGUUUAUGGUGCCGUGCGUGCUUGCGUGUGCACUUGGCCGCUGGAGGAAAUGAAUGUGAAACUGAGAGAUAAGCAAUGACAGGGUGGGUAGAGGCGAGUUGUGGGGGUGGGGGCGGGGGUCGAACAGUUUGGAGCAUCUACUGUAUACAAGAAAGGGCUCCUUUAGGUCACUAUUAUAAUAGGGACGCCCCCCACCCCCUCCCACCCAGCCUCCAGCUAUGUUGUGGCUUAUCGUUGGUACACCAAGCAAAAUCGUCGAUUUUUCAGGCAAUUUAUUUUGAUGGGUUUGUACAAGUAUACGAUCUGUUUGUACAAAGGUACAUUGCCGCUCGGUGUGCAUUAAAUUUCCAAUGUUUGAUGCUUUACAAUUAUUAUAACGUCUUUGCUCAUUUCUGGUAGCUCAUCUGUGGCAUUUUGCUCGCGUAGUCCCUCAUUUAUUUAUCCAUCAUAUCCAUAAAUCCAGAAGGUAGGAACCAUAAAUUAAUUUUAUUAUUUAAAUAUUGGGUGGCACGGUGGGCUCAGCUGGUAAAGCAUUGACCUCACAGUUCUGAGGUCCUGAGUUCAAUCCCGGACCCACCUGUGUGGAGUCUGAUGUUCUCCCCGGGCCUGUGUGGGUUUUCUCUGGGCACUCCGGUUUCCUCACACAUCCCAAAAAACAUGCAACAUAAAUUGGACACUCUAAAUUGCCCCUAGGUGUGAUUAUGAGUGUGGCUAUUUGUCUCUACGUGCCUUGCGAUUGGUGGCAACCAGCUCAGGAUGUGCCCCGCCUCCUGUGCGUUGACAGCUGGGAUAGGCUCCGGCACUCCCCGCGACCCUCAUAAGGAUAAGCGGUAAAGAAAAUGGAUGGGUGGAUGUUUUACAGUAAACUUCAACUGGGAGUAACAAAUAAACAGCUUUAAAGCACGCAUAAUUUGCCUCUGAUGGGGAAAACUGCACUAAUGCUACUAAAGUAGUGUACAGUACAGCAUCACUAUUUAGCAUCACAGUAGAGUCGCAGUGACGCAUUACUAUUACUAUUAAACUCAAGCAGCAGAAGUGUUUGUGACGUUUAAGUCUUCAGGGGCCUCAAACACACACAGAUGGAGGUUCUACUGUACAUCGAUUUUUUUUUUUUAACAGAGUAAAACGUGACAAUAUCUGGUGUACCUGCACACUCGAAGGAGAUGCAAUGCAACAACUUUAGUAAGAGCUCAUUUAAAGGCAGCAUAUUUAGGCAUACACGUUAUUUAAACACCUGACAAAAUAAUAAAACAAUUAGCUUCCCCGUGAUAAAAAUACACUUAUGAUUGCUUUUGUGAGAUCUUUGUACACUUUCUUUAACAUCACAAGAUUCUUGAGCAUAUGCAGCAGCUGAACGCAUUUUCCGUACUAAAAAAAAAAAUAAUAAUUUUUUAAGAGAUUAGAAUACUGAAAUAUCUUUUUAAAAUAAAUACAUAGCUUACAAUUUUUUCAAAAAUAUUUUAAAAUUUAAAUUCAAAUUGAUUUCAAUUAUAAUUAUAUUAUAUAUUUUGAUUAGAUUUUAAAACAAAUGGUCAAAUACAAUGGGGACAAAAAAAUUACACUAAAACACAAGAGCUACUACUGCAUUUGUAUUCAUUUUUGGCCAAACAGUUAAGUAACCACGGCACAGCAUUGGAAUUCAAGUAUGUAAAACAAAUAUCAUAUCCGUGACAGCGUGGCAUGAGAUCACACACGUGUACCUAAUGUUACUCCUGGCCUGGGGUGUCAAAUGUGACGGCUGCUGUUUCAUGUUACAGCGCCUCUUUUCUUUGUGUCUGUGCGGAUUUAAAAAAUAAUAAUAAAAAAAAAAAUCACGGCGCAGGCAGCUGGUUUGUGUUUACUACUACAGUACAGCUGUCAGCUUAGAUUAUGAUGUCACCAUCCAUCCAUCCCUCCAUCCAUCCUGCGGCCUCACAUGAGCCAACAGAGCCGACUUAUUUACUCAUAUAAAGAUGUGACAUCACAUGAUUACAAAUCGACCAACAAACUACUAAUAAAUACUAUUUGUUCCAUUAAAUUGUAUUAAUUCAUUCCCUAGUAGUUUCCUUUCACUUCAUGGUGUUUCUCCAGGCUGUACUGUUUCUCGUUCUUCUAUUAUUUGAUUUUUUUUUUUUUGGUCCAAUCAGACUGCAGCCUCUAUGUAUUAAUAUUCCCAGGGCAUCCACAAUCAGUACCGCUGUGCCAUGUAACUUCAACUAAAUUAGCAAUGGAAUUGUUGGCCCUCAAUGACAUCGGGAAUUUUACGUCCUCUGACUCGUUGUUUGGACAAAGCGUUUGAUCUCAAAACACAUCUGUAGUCAGAAUCAGAAUCAGAAUCAACUUUAACGGUCAAGUGUGGAACGACACUCAAGGAAUUUGUGAAUUUUGACAUUCAUGUUGAGUACGGAGAAGAACUCCAAACAAACUAACAAGAACGAAGAACAAUCGACAUUGAAUUAAUAGGGAACAAUUUCUUAUAAGAGUCACAGUUUUGCAAGGAUGCAGAGUCUUCAAGCAUUUAGAGCAGUUAAGAGUGCGUGUUACGCUUGUACGGAGUGCCCUGACCCGUUCGCGGUUCGACGUUAUAAACCAGUGCGAUGACAAUUGUGCAAAGGGAGCAGUUUGAUGUGCCCAAUCGUCCGAUAGUCUACAUCGAUGGUCUCAAACGUGUGGCACGCGGGCCAUUUGUGGCCCACAAGAUGAUGUUUUGCGGCCCCCACCUUAAUAUGAAAGUAUAAUGGGAGUGCAGCCCCUUGAGUUUUAUAUGGAUGGCACUUUUACAAUGUUGUGUGCGCAGCAGACGAAUCACGGUGGGGUAGAUGGCUAUCGGGCAUGUGACAUCGAUCGGUGUGAUGGUCUGAGCGCUCCCCAUGCUGAAUAGUCCCCUUGUGAUUUAUUGCGCAUGCGUUACUAACAGGGGAACUCCGGGUACGUAGCAGACGCUUACUGGUCUCAUAGUUCCCCUUCUUCUACAUAGAGGGAGCUAACAUACGUUAUAACCUAACCCUAACCUAACCUUAAAACAAAAGUAUACACAUAUCUGUACAUUCGAUGUGUUCGUCUUUCUGAGCGAACAUGAACACGCGGCGACAAGUUGUCGAACGGUACACAUUGAAGCAUGGAUGCGGAUGUUCCAGAAUGGCGAGAAGUUUACAAAAUAUACGCGUGUGCGCAUUAAUAUACGCGCAUGCACAUUAAUCACAAAAAGACUUUUCAGCAUCGGGAGCGCUCAGGCCAUCACACCAGGCCUGAUGCAAGCAGAGAAACUAUUUUCAAUGAUAAAGUUACAGCAGCGUUGCCAAGGAGUUUUUUUUUUUCCCCAGAAGUUUUAGACAAGUUGUCAACACCAGCGUCCUUCAUCUUAUUUUGUGUUUUAAAAAAAGAUGUUUGAGAAGAUAGGACUGUUUUUUAUUUCUAAUUUUAAUCCUACAUAAGUCCAUGUGCACUGAGGCUGCGGCCCAGCCUCAGCCAGACUCCGCCUCCAGAGGCCCCAGGUUAAAUUGCGUUUGACACCCCUGGUCUACAGGAUAUAUUGGUAAUACUGAACAGAGCCGAUGAGGUAAAAAAAAAACAAAAAACAAUCUGCUCUGACCAUCAUUUGCGUCACGCACUGCAUACAUUUUUCAAAUCCUGUAAAAGAAUACUUGAAAAAUAUAAAUUUUAGGGGAAAAAAAUAUACAUUUUUCUAAAAAAAAUACAGCAGGCUUUUCUUUUAUAAAAUGCCCAACUCCUCCAAAAAUAACUUUUUUUUGCCAGAAAAAAAUGAACAUUUUUUGGUGGGAAAUAUCUAAUGUUUUCACAAAAGAAUACAUUCGCAUGUAAAAAUAUGGAUGAUUUUAAGGACUACAAAACAUAAAAUUGGACAGGAAGUCAGACAUUUUGGUUUAAUGUGGACAUUUUGGCUAAUUCAAUUUGGGCAAUUCUCAUAUUUUGAUGAAAUCCUGUUAGAAUAGAGAAUGCACCCAAAUGAGCGGCGAUCGUACGCAGGAAUCGCUAAAUUGUGAGGACUUUUUUUGCCUACAGGUUCAAAUGUGGCUAAAGGGGAAAAAAAGUAUCAACAGGAAACAGGGAGACCUUAAAUAAAUGUACAAACAAAAAGGCCCAUGCCUGAGAUUCAGGAACUCGGCCAUUUUGGUUUGAAGAGCUCAUUUGGGGUGAAUUCAAGCACUCCCACUUUGACAAAUGAGCGCCACCUAACUGUAAGCAAGUUUCGAAGACAGAUGAGCAUCAACAAAUUGUUGGGAUUUAAAACAUUUUUUUUUUUGCUACACCGUACAAUGAAAAGAGAACAAGCAGUGGCAACAGUCACUCGUCGUUUUCAAGACAUUUGGAAAGCGAAAUAAAAUACAUUUUGAGGACUGUUCAUAAAAAAAUGAAGUGUUUUAUUUACUGCGAUGAACUCCCAUCCGUAGGAUUUCUCACCAUGAAGGUCACAAAGCCUGAAUUUGUCACAGUGAAUGAAACACUUUAUCUUUUGUGCUCAUUCUUGUUUACCUUUUUGCGCGCGAUACAAAAAUGACCUUGUAGUUUUUUGCCCAGAGAAAGCGCAAGUGUGUGUUUACCUCUUGAGAAAGAAACAUAUAAAUAAAGAUCAGUUUAAAUAGUAAUAGUGUUGCUGGCAGUGAACCUGGCAAGGUAGCUUAUCAACAAAUGAUUCAAUUUCAAAAACAAGGCUGGAUACUUGCAGGAGGCAGCAAGCUGAGGUCGUCUUCAAGGUACUCAUGUGAGCGUCUGGCCCAGGUUAGUCCAAUGAUCGACACCGGCCCGCCGAGCAUGCUGGAGAGCGCGGAGGAGGCGCCGUGCACUGUGUGCUGCUGCACACUGGGCAACAAGAUCCUCACUGUGGUCUUCAUGGUGCUGCUGAUCCUGGCCAUCCUCUUCGGUAACCUGCUGACCCUGGCGGUCAUCUUGGGUACUAAGCACUUCAGGACACCGCAGGGCUACCUAAAAGCCUCGCUGGCUGCGGCCGACCUUGUGGUAGGUGCCUUCGUUGUGCCGCUGUCUGUCUACGCUGAGCUCUACCUCAUGGCUGGUGAUUCUGCGCCCGAGUGGACGGCAUACAACUCACAUUCAGUGAGCUUCCACCCUUGCACCCUUAUCGGACCCAUUUUCGCCGGUUGCACACUGGUGUCCAUCACCACCAUCUUCCUGAUGACGAUAGAGCGUAGCAUUGCUGUGCUGAAGCCGCUGCAUAAAGACUCGGUGAUCACGCGCAAACGGACCACAAUCCUCAUAGUGCUAUCCUGGCUGGGGAGCUUCUUCCUGGCCGUGUCGCCCCUGGUGUUCAGCCGCGAGAUCGUCCUGGAGUACAACACCUGCAGCCGUAUGUGCAACUACGCCUUGGGGACCAUCGGCGAGUUCCCCUCGCAGGCCUGGAACAUCCUGCUCCUCUUCCCAGCCUUUGACUUCACCCUUCUGGGCGGCACAGUGGCCAUCAACAUCAUCUCGCUGUCCAGCAUCAGGCAACACUCCAAGCGCAGGAAACACCUGGCAGAGGCCGAAUGCCAAAAAGCCAGCAAGCCCACUUUCUCUGACAUCAAGGCAGCCAAGACCAUCGGGACACUGACGGUGGCCUUUACAGCCUCCUUUACACCCAUCGCAGUCUUUGUGGUGGGCAACGUUCUGGGCAAUGAGUGGUGCAAUUUCUCCUUCUUCGCCUUCUGGAUUUUGGCCACCAACAGCUGCUGCAAUGUGAUUAUUUACAGUGUGCGUGACCAGAAGUUCAGACUGUGUGUGCACAAGUUGCUGCUGAGUGACGCCAAUAAGAGUUGCAGACAGUCUUGAGCUUUUAUUUUUUUUUUUGUUGAGUCUGCAUGUCUGUCUUGUGGACUGCUGAAAGUGACAUCUCGUAAACGCACAGACCACUUGAGCCGGGCUCCAGUUAGGACCUGAACUUUUUGGAUGAAUUUUCACAGGGAGGGAUUGAGGGAUUGUUGCUGUUGAUGGAAGGUAUUGGAUGUUCGGUAAAGUUGUUGAUGAGUGUGCACAAUCAGUUGUCCAGUAAACGUAUCAGUAUGUGGGUUAACAGUUUUGAUGGUCGAAUACCCUAACCUUAACACUCUUCCUUCCUAUCUUUAAUUCUACCCUAACCAGUAACACUAAAACGCAACCGUAACUCCUUAUCUGUUUCCUGUCUGAACAGCUACUCUAAAACUCAUCAUUUCCCCCAACUGCUAUCAUUCUUCCUUCCAGACCCGAACCAUCACCUGAACUCUAGCCUCUUCCUUCUUAUCCAGUAACCUGAACCCAAACUGAAAUCUCUCUUCCUAACUUUAAAUUAACCAAUAUCCUGAGUACAAUGAAUUUGUUUGGAUGGUCCAUCCUCUUGAACCUUUUAGUACCCUCAUUGUGUACUACACCUUUACCUGACCUAACCUCCGAUCGCCAACCAUUACCCUGAACAGUAUAAAUAACUCCCCCACCCUCGCCACAUUUAUCAGACCCACUUGGUUUGAAAGUUUUGAUUCGCUGAAGAUUUAUUCAGUUUUCAUACUACCAUGAUCCUUUAGAGGGAGGGAGAGGAUUUGUCUUGUUUUGUGUGGAGCUGUGCUAAAAGUCUGUGGAAUCGUUCUUCAUCUGAGCUCAA
Messenger RNA from Syngnathoides biaculeatus (alligator pipefish), 7546 nucleotides. Its product is annotated as beta-2 adrenergic receptor. NCBI's taxonomy places the organism in Eukaryota, Metazoa, Chordata, Actinopteri, Syngnathiformes, Syngnathidae. The transcript is spliced from 2 exons. Gene Ontology annotation, cellular component: membrane. The record is from RefSeq and is a predicted model, not a curated record. Gene Ontology annotation, biological process: G protein-coupled receptor signaling pathway. Bases 5611 to 6744 code for a protein of 377 amino acids. Gene Ontology annotation, molecular function: trace-amine receptor activity.